CACCACGGGCAGUUUCGAAAUUCCGGCGAGCCCUACGUCGUGCACUGCGUCGAAGCCGCGAGGAUAAUGGCCGCGCUGUUGCCUCCGGACGUGAACGGCAAGAAGAAGUACGUGGACGCCGUCGUCGCGUGCAUCUUACACGACGUCGUGGACGACACGGAGUGCGCGAUCGAGGACGUCGAGGCGGAGUUCGGGUCCACGGUCGCGAAGCUCGUGACGGACGUCUCCAAGCUCGGAAACGACGAAGACCGCGGCAGGAUGGACACCGAGGAGCUCGUGAAGCUCAAGAAGCUCCUGCUCUUCAUGGUGGACGACCCGCGCGUGUUUUUAAUAAAGGUGGCGGACCGGCUCCACAACAUGCGGACGAUGUACGCGGUGAAACCCGAGAAGGCGCGGUUCGUCGCGAACGAGACGCUUCAGGUGUGGUGCCCCGUCUCCGAGGCGCUCGGGCUGUUGGGCGCGAACGCGGAGAUGGAGGACCUCGCGUUCGCGGUGAAGGACCCGGACGCGUUUCGAGCGAUCAUCAACGCGCGGGCGUCGCUCAACGCGCUCGCUUCCUGCCGCGACGCGUGCAUGCGCUCGCUCCAGCUCGACGCGAUCGCCCCGGGCCUCCGCGUGGACAUCACGGGGAGGUUAAAAUCCGCGUAUUCGACGCACCUGAAGAUGGCGAGGAAGAAGAUCCCGUUCGGCGCGGUGUGCGACGCGCGCGCGCUGCGCGUCGUCAUCGGCGAGCCGGGCCCCGCGCCCGGGACGAAGGACGAGGUCGAGGCGUGUUUUGUGCUUCUAGAGGCGAUCCACAAGCUGUACCGCCCCGUCCCCGGGGAGUACGACGACUACGUCACCAACGUCAAGGCGUCCGGGUAUCAGUCGCUGCACACGGCGGUGACGGGUCCGGACGGCGCGCUGCUCGAGGUGCAAGUGCGCACGCGCGCGAUGCACGACGCCGCGGAGUUUGGCGACGCCGCGCACUGGAUAUACAAGGAC
Micromonas pusilla CCMP1545 is the source of this 984-nucleotide messenger RNA. RefSeq lists its product as uncharacterized. The transcript is spliced from 3 exons. The record is from RefSeq and is a predicted model, not a curated record. Gene Ontology annotation, cellular component: chloroplast. Gene Ontology annotation, biological process: guanosine tetraphosphate metabolic process. The annotation marks the transcript as partial. Lineage: Eukaryota; Viridiplantae; Chlorophyta; Mamiellophyceae; Mamiellales; Mamiellaceae.